This is a messenger RNA of Pyrus x bretschneideri (Chinese white pear), 908 nucleotides long. RefSeq lists its product as uncharacterized. The record is from RefSeq and is a predicted model, not a curated record. NCBI's taxonomy places the organism in Eukaryota, Viridiplantae, Streptophyta, Magnoliopsida, Rosales, Rosaceae. The transcript has 3 exons. The coding region runs from base 147 to 779 and encodes 210 amino acids.
AAAUUAAAAUUGUAGCCGUUAGCACUUUGCGCCUCUCCACUUUCAAAUUCAAACACGCUCUCUCUACAAUUCCUCUCUGUCUCUCUCUCCUCUCAAGUAUAACAACCUCAACUGGCAAUAGCAUCUUUCACGCAUCCACCAAAGCAAUGCAGGCGCUUCAAUCUCCUGUUGCCGGGAUUGCCGGAAUUGCCGGGAACCAGAUUGUUCGGCCUAGAAGCGGCCGGACGCCGCUCCAGCUGAAGAACACUCCGGCGUCUCUGACAAACUCCGAUGUCAAAAUCAAGCCAGCACAGCAACUGAUUGGCGUUGGGGAUGAUUCGAACAAGGAGAACCGUCCGAUCUAUGUGACUCCGGUGAAGAUUGAGGCGAUGGACGCGUCGCUGGCGGAGGAGCUGAGCGCGAUCAGGAAGAAGAUGGAGAGGAUGAAAUCGGACAGAGAGACGACGGAAAAGAUGCUCAAGGAGAGAGAUCUGAUGAUGGAAAUGCAGACGAAGGAGCUCGAAAACAGAGGGCAGAUUCAGAGGAUGUUGGAGAUCGAGCUCGAUCGGAUUUACCGAUUGAACCAGCUCCAUGUUCGAUCAAUCAGAGUGUCGCCGAUUCGAUCGCUCAGGGAGAAGGAGAAAGAAAAGAAGACCGCAGAAUGGCCGUCGCAGGAAGUGGAAGCGGAAGAUGAAGCGGAGGAGGAAAUGGCGGAAUCUGUGGAUGAAAACUCACCGCGGAAGCCGGAGAGUUGUUCUGCGUCCGGUUCCGAAAUCGUUACAGAGAAAAUAGAGAAGUGAUAAUUUUAUAGAGUUUUUGGUUUGUGAAUUUUAUUUGAAUUUUAUUCGUUUUCAUAAUAAUAUAAUACCUCAUUAUGUUUUAAUGUUCUUUGUAUGUUAGUGCUUGGAAUAUAUACUUAUAGUUCAUAA